AUGCGAAAGUUGGAAUGGGACGACAUGGGAGUGAAGGUUGAUGGUCGGCAGCUACACCAUUUGCGCUUUGCUGAUGACAUCGUACUGGUAACACCUAGCAUCAGCCAAGCGGAACGAAUGCUGACCGAAUUUGAUAAAAUAUGUGGAUGCAUCGGUCUUCAGCUGAAUCUACAAAAGACGAUGUUCAUGCGGAACGGAUGGGUCUCGGGUGCCCCAUUCACGCUCAACGGAACGAACAUAUCCGAAUGCACUAGCUACGUUUAUCUGGAUCGGGAACUAAACAUGAUGAACGACCUGACCCCCGAGCUGAGCAGGAGGAGACGAGCGGCUUGGGGAGCGUAUAAGAGCAUCGAGGAUGUAGUGAGGAAGACCAGGAACAACCUGCUCAGCUCUUCAACACUACCGUACUUCCUGCUUUGA
This is a messenger RNA of Necator americanus (New World hookworm), 420 nucleotides long. RefSeq lists its product as uncharacterized. The record is from RefSeq and is a predicted model, not a curated record. NCBI's taxonomy places the organism in Eukaryota, Metazoa, Nematoda, Chromadorea, Rhabditida, Ancylostomatidae. The transcript has a single exon. Bases 1 to 420 code for a protein of 139 amino acids.